GGCCAUUCUACUAGCUUCGACGUUGAGAGAUCUCUCUUUGCUAGCUGUUGAAUGAUUGAUGAUGCUUCUUCAACUUUGAAGGUCUCAGAUACCGUGAUACGUGAAGUUCAUUCUUAAUGCUAGUGAAUUUUGAAUUAACAGUUUAUAAUUCUCUGGGAUUUUGAUCAAUGAGCUAUAGCCACGGACAGAUGACGAUAUCAAUGGAAAAUAUAGUUGCUUCAUUGCAAGGAACUCUGAAAGUAGAAGUGCUAAGUGCAGUAGUGCCUUUACUCAUUUUCCUGUCUAUGGGUCUGAUUGGCUUAGUUCUUGCCCACCCAAAAUACCAACUAGUCCCCCGAGCUACUUUCACAUUUCUAAGCAAGCUGGUGUUUGUUAUCUUCUUGCCCUGCUUGAUCUUCACCUAUCUCGGCCCAACAAUCACUCUGAAGAACUUACUGCUCUGGUGGUUCAUUCCGGUAAAUGUUGUUCUGAGUACCGCCAUUGGCUGCGCAUUGGGGUUGCUGGUGGCGCUAAUCUGUCGGCCUCCCCGCGACUACUUUCGAUUCACCAUAAUCAUGACUGCCUUUGGAAACACAGGUAAUCUGCCCCUUGCAAUUGUUACCUCUAUUUGUCAAAGUGAUGAUAACCCUUUCGGUUCUGAUUGUUACGACUAUGGUGUGUCAUAUGUAUCAUUCUCCCAAUGGGUUUCUGUUAUUCUGGUUUACACACUUGUUUACCAUAUGAUGGAGCCCCCAUUACGAGAUCAGAGUCUGCUUGUUGAGGAAGAAGAAGAUGAUGAAGGUGAGAUAUUUGAGGAUAUUAUUUCUGAUCCAAACUACGAAAAUGAAAAUCAUCUCAGUAGGCCGCUUCUUGUUGAGGCUGAAUGGCCUGGAAUUGAAGAUAACGAAACUGAGCACUGCAAGACACCCUUUAUUGCAAGACUCUUUAAUACUAGAAGCUCCUCUGCUCGACUUUCAGUCUCCACUAUUCCAGAUGUAAAUGGCCUAAUUGAAGAGGAGGGAACAUCCAACUCCAAGUGUUUGGCGGAGCCUAGAAUGGUCAGAAAGAUUAGAUCAGUAGUGGGGAUGACACCAAUUCAUCACAUUCUUCAGCCCCCAACAAUUGCAUCCCUGUUGGCUAUUAUCAUUGGGAUGGUUCCCACUUUGAAAUCAAUUGUCUAUGAUGACGAUGCAGUUCUUUCAUUCUUUACAGACAGCUUAGAAAUUCUAUCCGAGGCCAUGGUGCCUUCUGCUAUGCUUGUUCUUGGAGGAAUGCUUGCUCAAGGACCAAAUGAAUCCAAUCUGGGAAUUCGAACUACAGUUGGGAUAAUUAUUGCAAGACUUUUCAUACUUCCUUUGAUUGGAAUUGGUGUCAUUCAUUUGGCUGAUAAAUGGAAUAUUCUGAUAGCCGGAGAUCAAAUGUUUCGGUUGGUCCUUUUGCUGCAGUACACAAUGCCAAGUGCCAUCUUGUUAGGAGCCAUUGCAAGCUUGAGGGGUUAUGCCGUUAAGGAGGCUUCAGCACUGCUCUUCUGGCAGCAUGUCGUUGCUGUUUUUUCUAUUUCAUUCUACAUACUCGUGUACUUCUAUAUAUUGUUUUGA
Molecule: messenger RNA, 1577 nt
Organism: Fragaria vesca subsp. vesca
Lineage: Eukaryota; Viridiplantae; Streptophyta; Magnoliopsida; Rosales; Rosaceae
Exons: 2
Coding region: 168-1577 (469 amino acids)
Biological process (GO): endoplasmic reticulum to cytosol auxin transport
Cellular component (GO): membrane
Source: RefSeq, a predicted model, not a curated record